CAACGAAUACUUCAAAGUAAAAGUUAUAAAAGUGUGCGUUGCGUUCCUCAUUGCUGCAAUGUCGAGUGGCCCAGGGAGUGGAAAAUUCAAGCCAAAUGAGGGCGAUUGGGUCUGCCCAGACCCAAAAUGUGGAAAUGUAAAUUUUUCAAGAAGAAAUGAAUGCAAUCGCUGUGGUAAAGACAGGAAAGAAGGAAUUGUUUACAAGAAAGGCGGGACAGAUACUGGCAACCAAUCAGCAGAGAAAAAAAGGAAAGAUGGAACUGUAUUCAAGAAGGGUGGUACAGAAAUCGGCAAACAGUUAGCAGAGAAAAGUAAAGGGUUGUUCAGUGCCGAUGACUGGCAGUGUAAGAGCUGUGCUAAUGUCAACUGGGCAAGACGAAUGACAUGCAAUGUUUGCAAUGCACCUAAAUAUGGAAAACAGGAGCAAAGAACUGGAUUUGGCGGUGGUUUUAUGGAACGGGAUGAAAUUGUAGAGUACAAGGAGAGAAUUGAAGAAGAUGACGAUGAAUAUGAUGAGUUUGGAAGGAAGAGGAAGAAAUUCAGAGGGUCCACGGAGGAGAAAGCUGCGCCCCAAGGCCCACCAAACCCCCCACCCCCAGCACCACCAGGGCAGGAUGAUGAUGAUGAUGAAGAUGAAGAGGAGGAUGAUGAUGAAGAUGGCGACUUAGGUGCAUAUGAUCUUGGUGCAAGUGAUGAUGAUGACGAAAACACUAAAACCUCUGCCAAAUCCAGAUCCAGAAGUUCUUCGUCUGGCUCGUCUGGCUCCUCCUCCUCCAGAUCCUCUAGGUCAUCCAGAUCUCAAUCCCGUUCAAGCUCCAGAUCCCGGUCUAGAUCCCAUAGUGACAAGAGAAGACGGUCUAGGUCAAGAUCUAGGUCACCUGUAAGGAGAAGGUCAAGGAGCAGGUCAAGGUCACGAGACAGGCGAAGAUCACGGCGGUCAAGGUUUGAUAUAAAAGAGAGGAAUUCAACCUCCAGCAUGUGGGAAAUGCAGAUUAAUGGAUGUAACACAUGCAUGUUACAUUCAAGAGAAAUUUGAGUUUAAAUUUAUAUUGGAAUAGAUGAAUGUGUUUUAGACAUGUUCAUAUCUGGUUGUUAAACUAUCAAAUAAUGCCUUAUUACCGGCACACAACUUUUAAAUAUUCAGAGCUGUCAAUCUUUGAAAUUGAAUUUGGUGUUUAAUUAGUUAUGAAAUGUUUGGAAAGGGUAAAAUGAUGCAGAGUUGAUUUUGUUAGUGAAAAAUUGAUUAAAUUUGGACUCUUUUUUCUUUCACAGGUCUUGAAAUCCAGAAACCAAACCUUUAAUACCCUGACCAGAUGAGCUGAAAUAAUUAUUCAAGUUAUCAUGAUGCAGCAAGAUUUGAAAAAAUGAUCAACACAUUUGAAAAUUUGAUAUCUUGAAGUUUCCCAUUAUAAUAGCUUAGAAGAUUUCAUUUUCAAAAAAAUGAUUGUUAUAUACAUUCAGAAAUUUUAUAAUAAUAACUAGAUAAACCUUAUCUUAAUAUGUUAGUAAGGCAUUGGAAUUGGUAGUUUCACUGGUUGUUUACUGAUUCAAAUAUAACACAAACAUAGGAAUGUGUGAAUGAAGUAGGGCAAUGUUGUUUGUGAAUUCAUGCAUGGAGUAGAAAGGGUUAUGAGGUGGGUAUAGCUUCCAUAAAUUCACAAAUAUAAAAUAUAAUACAAAAAAUGCAUUUUGAUGUCCUUGACCUUUUAGAAGUACUUGUAAAAUGUUUCUUUGGUAACUGUUCUUCUGGCCAUUUAAACUACAGUAAAAUUCUAGUUGCAUCUCUUAAACAUCUUCAAUACAAACCUUGUGAGUUUUGACUGUAAUACAAACCAUGAUAUUCCAGAUCAUGUGUAAAUUUGCAUCAUUUAUAUAAUUAUAUGCAACUUUUGGUUAAUUAUUUGUUUUUUGUGGAUUUUAAAAAUGUGGUGUUAUCUUGAUUUAAAUAUCAAGUGUCAAGGUCAUUGGUGGGAAAGCAUCACUAGGAUUGGUAUGGGUUAAAAAAAGUAAUUUUAAAAUGUCAAAAGUUGUUUAAAAUUUCACGUUCAACUGGCUUUUAGUGUCUGGAGUAUCAUAGUAUUCCAAGUGAAAAUUCUUGACAUUAUACACGAGGUAGUGUUCUGCUGACUUAAACUUGCAUGCUCUUUUGCACCAUCAUAGGUUUUUCAUGUCACAUAUAAACACAUUUAUUUCAGAAAAAGGGCUUAUCUUCAGAUUUUAGCAUAUCCCCAAAUGUAAAAAAUAAAAAAGGAGGAACAUUUAGUGUACAGUUGGCCAGUUUGGUGUACAAUGUGUUUCUAAAUUUUACCCCACAUUAUGUAUAUUAUGUACUCCUAGAGUUACAUAUUAGAAUUGUUUGUUUUUAUGCAAGACUUGAGAUUAAUUCCUUCUCUAGAAAUUAAUUAACUUCUAAGAAUAAAAUAUGAAUUUAUUUUAAUGCAUUUCAUUGUUUGUGUCAAACACAUGUAGUCGAUCAUGGUUUGUGGUAUAAACAUUUUUAAUAGGGACUUGUAUUGCCGUUUCAUGACAAAAAACCGGUUUCUAGCAGAAUGUUCUGAGAUGUUUAUAUGCAUCUCUAUUUACUUGUAGCUUGUCAUUUUAAUUAUUUAUGUUACUUUUCCUUGAUUGUAGCCCGUUUGUGUUUUGUGGUUACUAUAUUGAUGACAAUAAAAGAAUUUCUUGCUGCU
This is a messenger RNA of Magallana angulata, 2687 nucleotides long. Its product is annotated as zinc finger Ran-binding domain-containing protein 2-like. The record is from RefSeq and is a predicted model, not a curated record. Gene Ontology annotation, molecular function: lipopolysaccharide binding; RNA binding. The transcript has 9 exons. Bases 59 to 1036 code for a protein of 325 amino acids. Gene Ontology annotation, biological process: RNA processing. Lineage: Eukaryota; Metazoa; Mollusca; Bivalvia; Ostreida; Ostreidae.